Tachysurus fulvidraco (yellow catfish) is the source of this 3301-nucleotide messenger RNA. RefSeq names its product T-box transcription factor 19 (gene tbx19). NCBI's taxonomy places the organism in Eukaryota, Metazoa, Chordata, Actinopteri, Siluriformes, Bagridae. The record is from RefSeq and is a predicted model, not a curated record. Gene Ontology annotation, cellular component: nucleus. The transcript is spliced from 8 exons. Gene Ontology annotation, molecular function: RNA polymerase II cis-regulatory region sequence-specific DNA binding; DNA-binding transcription factor activity, RNA polymerase II-specific. Bases 925 to 2238 code for a protein of 437 amino acids. Gene Ontology annotation, biological process: mesoderm formation; cell fate specification; positive regulation of DNA-templated transcription.
UACCAUUUUGUUCUGAGAAUUUAAGGUAUCCCUGACUAAAAAUUCUGUCAUAAUAAAAUUCUCUAUUUUGACAUUAUGUUUAAAUGAUGUAGGCUGGAUGAUCAUUUUAAUAUUAAUAUUAUUCAAAGUAAUAUUUUCUUCUACAUUUUUCUGUAAUGAAAGUUUCCCACUUCUAUGAAUAUGGAUAUGUGCUUUGUGCGUUUGAAGAGUCCUAAAUGCGUUGCCUUUGCGUCAGAGCGCAACACCAAGCUGCCCAGGUAUCUGAACACAAACAUCUCCAUAAAAAAGAAAAACGAAAAGAAAUAAAUAAGUAUUCCAACGUGUAACACACUCUCCUUGUUUUAUCUGCUUGUUUUGUUUAUCUGUAACACAAUGCAUGAUGUCUGCUGAUUAAUUAAUUACAACGAAAUAAUGACUAAAUGGAAUCUGGAAUCCAUGGAGGAGGUUUUGAUUAAACGAGAUCUCUAAAAAAUAUUUUCACACGUCCAUGCAAUGUUUAAACAAAUUGACAUGGUGUUAAAACUAAAUCAUUCACAUCCUACGUGUCCAUGAGACUAAUAAUGGUGCGCAUUUAGUCGCUGGUUUAAAUGGUUAUUUGUUUGAAAUGUUUUCGAUUUAUAUGUGACUGAAUUUGGAUCCGCAAAGGAUGAAAGUAAAAGUCUGAAUCUUGAAGUUAAGGAGUCGUUUUAUUGGUACAGAACCACGUGACUGCGGGGUUCUUAACGCGCGCGCUGUCCUGAGGAUAUAGGUGGGCUCAGAACGCAAUAGCCAAGGUUAAUACACAGAAUUGUUCAUCAGCACACAGGAAAAGUUUUCAUGCAACCUAUUCAUUAUUACUUACUUCUGAUUUGCCAACUUUUUCUUUCCUCCCCAGACAUUCACAGCUGAAGACUUUUUCCUUAGAACUGGGAGUCUCGUGAGCCGAUGAAGGCAGAAAGCGACGCAGGGAGCAGCGGCGCAGGGGGUGGCGCAGGCGGUGGUUCGUGCUGCGUGAACCGGCUGCUGCGCGCGGUGGAGAGCGAGCUGCGCGCGGGCCGAGAGAAAGGAGACCCGACGGAGAAGCAGCUACGCGUGAGUCUGGAGGACGCCGAGCUGUGGCGCAAGUUCCGCGAAGUCACCAACGAGAUGAUCGUCACCAAGAACGGCAGGAGGAUGUUCCCGGUACUGAAGGUGAGCGUGUCUGGACUGGACCCCAACGCCAUGUACUCCUUCCUUCUAGACUUCAGCCCAGCUGAUGGUCACCGCUGGAAGUAUGUGAAUGGAGAGUGGGUGCCUGCUGGCAAACCUGAACCCCACAGUCACAGUUGUGUGUACAUCCACCCCGACUCUCCAAACUUCGGUGCACACUGGAUGAAGGCUCCGGUGUCCUUCAGUAAAGUCAAACUGACCAACAAACUCAACGGAGGUGGACAGAUCAUGCUGAACUCGCUCCAUAAGUAUAAGCCACAGAUCCACAUUGUCCGUGUAGGAGGAAACCACAGGAUGGUGACCAACAUCUCCUUCACUGACACCCAGUUCAUCGCUGUAACAGCCUACCAGAAUGAGGAAAUAACCGCUCUGAAGAUAAAAUAUAAUCCCUUCGCAAAGGCCUUCCUGGAUGCUAAGGAAAGGAGCCACCCCAAGAACUUUCUCGAAGCUCCUCCUGAGAACCAGCAUGUGGGCAUACCACACUGUGGUUGGUAUAUUUCGAACCCGGACUCCUUUUGUUCCUCUGGCAGCAGUAACUUCCCCUAUGCAGGCGGUUUACCUCUUACCCCGCACCAUGGCUAUAAACACUACUCCAGUCUGCAGGGCCAUCGAGCCACUCCGUACCCGCCGCCAUAUCUGCACCACCAUCACCAUCAUCACCACCGUGGACACAAUUCAGUCUCUCUGUCUGAGGGUCUGAGUCCAGGUGCUCUGCAGGUGUUCUCAGGCCACGAGACCUGGACAGGUGUUUCUCCUCCUGGUCCUGCAGCGAUGCUGUCAAUGCCGUCUGGUACGAACUCACCUGGAGUCAGCAGUCAGUACCCCUGCCUGUGGACAGUGAGCGGCUGUGGUGUGUCCUCCACUCCUGCAGGAGGCGCUGUGAGCUCCACCCAGUGUCAGGAGGAUCGACCUGAUGCAGGAUCCGCGUCCGCUUCACCAUGCUCGCUCCUUCAAGGCCAAGGACCCACAAAUGCAGAUGUUUCGGAGCAAGCCAGUCAUAACAGAGUGGGAGGGGCUAGCUGGUCAGCAGGCUCCACCCACUCCUUUUAAAGGGAAGUCAUUCAACUGCUCACAUAUCGUCUCAUCUCUCUUUGGAGUUCCUUAAUGCCAAAAUAUUGUUUGUGUAUCUGAAGAAUACAAGUUCAUUAUUUUCUGUACACGUUCUCAUCGUUUCCUGCAGCUCGGCGGUUUCAUCUUUACACCGAUAACUUUUAACGGUUCAGAUGAAUUCUUUAAAGUCUACAGACUUUCAACAUUCUUUUAAGAAACAGGAAAGAAGAGGGCAAAAUGCAGUAAAACACCAACCUGACAAAAAAAAACCACACUUUUUUUUAAACAUUUUUUUUUACCUGAUUUCCACACAAAAAUUCAUUUUACAUGCAAACCAGUUUUUGUGUGUCCGGGAACUUAGAAUACAGAGAAAGUCUAGAAAUAGAGUUACAUCAUAAAAUAUAAGAGCCAAUCAGAUUUCAGUAUGCAAAUGCGAGGGUGUAGCGUGUCGAGUUUAUGACUGAUGCUGCAUCAGGAAUCACAGGAUGUCAUUUCUUAAUUCUGGCUUCAGUAAAAAUGCUUCUGUGUCUUCAUCUAAGCUCAUAAUAAAUCCAAGUGAUCAAACCUCACACGGUUCAAAAACUAACCCAAACAUUUCUCCAUAAACUUAACUAACACAUUCAUACAUAUUCAUAUGACAUAUAAACUGGCAAAUGAGACCGUUUCCUGUUUCUGAUGACACUUUGUUUCUGUCAAACGGCCGAGAUUAUUGUAUAAAUAGUGCAAUAGUGUCGUUAUAUAUCGCAAGUGCUUACGUUUACACUCGCUUCAUGCUUGUACAUACGGCGACGCUGAUAUGACUUAUACAUUUGCCGUUUUACUUCUAUUCGCUGAACUAACACUCAAAACCCUACAAAUAUUUUUAUUUCUGCUUUAUCUGUAGGCCCGAAGUGUUAAUAAGGGUUGCCAGGUCCGCAUACAAAAAGCAGUCCAAGGCUCAAGAAAUUAAUCCAAAAUACUAAAAUAAUUUGUGCUUGAAGAAAAAUCUAUUAAUUAAUUAAUUAAUUAUAUACAAAUCCCAGGGGGACACGGUGGCUUAGUGGUUAGCAUGUUAGCCUCACAC